AGAAAUCCGGCAGAGGUUAAACUAAACUGACAGGUAGAGCGAGUUCAUCCGCUGCGAAAGGUUUUCCUGCAACGACUUCUGCACAGCACGUUUUACAGGUGGAGGGAGUGCCACUAAGAAAACUCUCUGAGGUGAACGUACGGGCUCUAAACGGCUGCUGAUGUCCUUUAUCAGCAAACAAAGUUUGAGCAGGAAAACUAAAACAGUUAAAGUGUCGCAGAAAAGAAGGAAAGGAUGUUAAAAUCAGCGUUCUCUGUGUUUCUCUUCUGUUUGCUGCGACGUCUGGACUGUACAGUUUCCCAGCAUGCAUCAGAAGUGCAGGUGUAUGAGGGGGCGGAGUCUGUCCUGCUGCCCUGUCAGGUACCAGCUGAUGUUUCCAGUGACUCCACAGCUGUGGUGUGGAACCGUGAUGAGUUCACGAUCCCAAUGGUCCACAAGCGUGUGCAGAGCAGUGACGAACUUACAAACCAAAACCUUCGUUACCUCGGUCGAACAUCAAUGAGAGCCACCGCUCUGCAGACUGGAGACCUCAGCCUCACUCUGAGGAACCCCACAGUCUCUGACAGUGGAACCUACACCUGCACCGCCCGCAAGGCUGGAGACGAUCUGAAGGAGAUCCAUGUGCAGCUGAAGGUCUCAGAAUCUCCUCCCCGCUGGCCCAUCGUUGUGGCGUUCGUGGUUCCUGUGCUCCUCCUGGCUGUUCUCUUUGGUGCCCUCGUGUACCGUGCAAAUAAUAAAGUAAAGAACAGAGCAGUCUCCACGCUGAAAGCAGAGAAGGUGACAGAGGGGGCGGAGUCUGUUCAACUGCCCUGGAAUAGGAAAAAAGAUCUGCCUGCUGCUGUCAGAGUGAAGUGGACACUUAAACAACCCAAACAUGGAGAGAUCUGUGAGUGUGUGAAGGAUCAGACAGGUCAGUGGAAGCUUGAGCCUGGUCCUGGUUAUAAAGGCCGUGUACAGAUGGAUCAGCUGACUGAAGGAGACUUCACCCUGACUCUGAUGAGGCCUCGCUGUGAUGAUGGAGGUGUUUACUUGUUUGUCGUCUACGGCCAGGAUGAAAAACCCAUUAAUGUGACAAUAGUGGUGCUGUGGGUCAAAGAGACCUGGUGGAAAACCAUCACAGGCUUGUUUGAGAGGAGAGCCUCCGACCCUGAAGAAGAUAUGUGGAGGCUAAGUGAUGCAUUAACUGAGAUGUUUGAGAACACGUACGGAAAUGAGGUGGAAGGUGAAAAUGCUCCUGUGAUGUUGGAGAACUUAGAUGGAAGGGAGAAUGCUGAAGAAAUUCAUCUGCUGAACGGUCAACCAUAGUGAUGUGUUGAAGGACGAUGAAAAAUAGAAGAACCAAAUGCUCGUCACUUUGCUGAGCUCCAGAUUGAUAACAAUAAAGCUGACUUUACAGAGAAA
This is a messenger RNA of Oreochromis niloticus (Nile tilapia), 1401 nucleotides long. RefSeq lists its product as uncharacterized. The transcript is spliced from 8 exons. NCBI's taxonomy places the organism in Eukaryota, Metazoa, Chordata, Actinopteri, Cichliformes, Cichlidae. The record is from RefSeq and is a predicted model, not a curated record. Gene Ontology annotation, cellular component: external side of plasma membrane. Gene Ontology annotation, biological process: negative regulation of T cell proliferation; positive regulation of T cell proliferation; cell surface receptor signaling pathway. The coding region runs from base 235 to 1305 and encodes 356 amino acids.